Messenger RNA from Nicotiana tabacum (common tobacco), 1460 nucleotides. Lineage: Eukaryota; Viridiplantae; Streptophyta; Magnoliopsida; Solanales; Solanaceae. The record is from RefSeq and is a predicted model, not a curated record.
AACUAACCUAUUAUCUUUGGUUAAACCACACGAAUUGCUUAAAUAAUCCAUACUUAUACCUUAAAUUCAUUUAUUUAUUUAGCUCAAAUGUGUCUUUGUUUGGAAUUUACGUAAAAGGCCUAAAUACUCCCCUCUGUCUCCACUCAAUGGCAAUAUAUCAACCCCACCUUCAGUUCCCUUUGAAGCAACAUUCAUCUUUAUAAACAUCCCUCCAUCAAUAAUUACAACCCAAGAUUUCGAAAGAUAAUGGCUGAUCUCUGCCGAGGCCGCCACCUAGUCCUUCUAUGGGUUUUAGCCACACUUGUAACCAUCUCUUCUGCUAUGCCACCACCAAACCCUAUCAAAUGCGAUCAAACAGAUUGCCAACUUUCUAAUUCCUACGGUAUUUGGGGUGACAGAAAAAUAUGUCACGCUCCAAAAAUUGUCUAUCCCACAACAGAAGAAGAACUUCGACAAGAAUUAGCAAAUGCAAACAAGAACAACCUUAAAGUCAAAGUUGUCACAAGAUUUUCACACACCAUUCCUAAACUCGCAUGCCCCGGUACUGGAGAUGCUGCUGUCUUCAUAAGUACUGAAAAAUACGACUCAACUAUUAAUGUCGACGUGGAAAAACGUACUGCCACUGCUGACGGCGGAGUUGGACUCCGGAAGUUUAUCGAUACAAUCGAAAAGGCGGGGUUGAGUUUAGUGGCCGCGCCAUAUUGGGAGGGAGUGACGGUGGCCGGAGUAAUAAGUACGGGGGCUCACGGCAGUUCGUGGUGGGGCAAAGGAGGAGCAGUUCAUGAUCAUGUUAUUGGUCUCAGUCUUAUUGUACCAGCAAAUGAAGCUGAUGGCUAUGCCAAAAUAAUCAAAUUGAUACCACAAAAUCCACUGUUCAAUGCUGCUAAAGUUUCUCUUGGAUUGCUUGGCAUCAUUUCUAAGGUGACGUUUCAAGUGGAGCCAGCAUUCAAAAGAAGUAUAACAUACAAUUUCACGAAUGAUAGUGAUAUAGAAGAUGAGUUUAUGGAACAUACAAGGAAGAAUGAAUUUGGUGACAUUCAAUGGUACCCUUCUAGACAUACUGCUGUGUACAGAUAUGAUAACAGAGUCCCCUUAAACACAUCAGGCGAUGGUGUCAAUGAUUUUCUGGGAUUUCAAUCCAAUCUUAUUCUGCUCUCUAAGUCUGUUCGAGCCACAGGUAUUAUACUAUCUAAUGAUUAAUAUUAUGGGAUUUUUUUUAUAGAAAGAUUAAAAUAUCCAUCCUUGAAGAGUCUAACACAGGAAAUAAGCAAAAAUCACUUAAUAAGAUAUCAAUUACAAGGUUAGUUUUUUUUUCUUUUCAUUUUAUAUACCUAAGUUAAUAUAUUCGACAUGCAAUCGAGAAAUCCGGAAAAUUUGAUAACCUUUGUCAUAGUUAUCGUAUAGUUUUGCUAUUGGUAAUGAAAGCUCAGUGAAGGGAUUAUGUGACCCCUAUGAUUAGU